This is a messenger RNA of Cooperia oncophora, 1665 nucleotides long. The record is from the annotation of a GenBank genome assembly. Lineage: Eukaryota; Metazoa; Nematoda; Chromadorea; Rhabditida; Trichostrongylidae.
AUGGUUUCGAAUCCUGAGUGUUGGCCAAGAAUCGCCAUUGCAGUAACAGGCCAUACUAUUCUAUAUAAUCGCAAUUACCCUAUACAUAAGUUUCGCUUUAAUCAAGAAGACAGCACACAGAAACGUAGAACACGUCAUGAUUCUAAUGAUUACACUCCUUUCAUCGAACUCGAUAACGUAAACACCAAAUGGAAUACUACCACUCUCAUUAAAUUGAUCACAAUUGUAACAUCCAUCACACCCCUGGUAUUAAGCUGUCAACAAACAGUUUUACUACCAGCAACACUAUCUCAGUGUGACACAUCCAAACACAACUGCCGCAACCAAACUACGUUACUCGCACAACUCAAUCAAUUGCAACCUGAAAUGUGCAUACAAGUACAACAAGGUGACCAACGCAUCCAUUUUAUGCGGAUCUCGCUUAACGCGUUAAUCCUCCGCUGUCGUAAAGAAACACUGUACUUUACUCAAAACACCAUCACUCGCAUACAGUAUCGAAAGCGCUGCCCCCAUAUGGGCACAUGUACUGGUCUUAAAUGCGCAAAAAUCAAUUACGACACCCUCGUCGACGAACUCGACGAAGCUAAUAACUACACAGGCAUCACCUACUGCUCCGAAUCCUGCGGUGGAUUAGGCUGCUCUUGCGGUUACCCAUCAUCAGGAUGCCUCUUCUAUCGCAUAUAUCAUAUACCCCUCGAUGACAAUGUCUACGAAGUGUUUCAAUGCCCAUCCUGGUUCCAGACUAUAUCGAUCAAUGUGCAGACUCAAGGCACUAGCCAUAUAUCGCAAAAUAUUGAACUAAAACCCUAUACUAAAAAACGCAUUGCAAACACAACAUUUGAAAUUACAAGCAUUUCUUCUACACCACUCUCCAUCCUUCAUCAACGAUUUAUCAGCAAUAACCAGACAACAGCGUAUGUCCACACAGAAACCGAAUUCAGCUACGCAUGCAACACUAACCCAAAUAAACCACAUAACGGCACUAAUGAUUGCAUUAUCAAAGAUACCUGUAAAUGCAAUCCUGCUGAAGAUUUCGUCACCUGCUAUUGCACCAACAAUAACGUUUCCCACAUCACCCAACUUUCCAAUACCCUUCCUCUUCCUAUACCAAACGGCCUGGUAUCCACUGAAGGCCUCAACAAAAUACCUACCGUAAGGACAACCGCUAUAUCCGUUGACCUCAUGCUUACACUAAACGCCAACAUAUCCAAUAUCAAGCAAGAAAUACAAGAUUUUCAGUGCCUUAUUCUUCCACAACAUUUUCUCGGAUGCUACAACUGCGUGAAAGGUUCCUUAGCUACAAUUCUUUGUAAAUCUGACACUUCCCAGUCCAUUGCACAAGUCAAUUGUGGACAACAGACAUUCACAUUGACCUGCAGUCUAUCGGGUACCUCCAACAAUGUGCGUCUAUUUUUUAACAAAGCCCAAGUACAUGAAACUUGCAGAGCACAGUGCGGUACACACAUCACAAUAUUUGAAUUACAAGGCACUCUUAACUACAUCAACGGCAUACAGCCCUUGUGGAACUAUAUUCGCUUAUGGAACAACGACACAGUUACUGACAAUUCAUCUAUCAACUUCGACCUAGCUACCCUUUUCCCACUUCAUUCACACUUGCAAACAAUUCCUUAUCUACUCAGUGACAAUCCUUCUUCUUCUUACUAG